AUGUCAAGCGUUGGGAGUCGUCGAAAAAAUCCUCUAAAUCUCAGUCUCCCAACGACCGUAAAAGAAAAUGACAAUGAUAAGACGGAAAACGUUGAGGAGAAUGCAGUGUUUUCGUUAGACGAGCAACUCAAGCAGAUGGCCCUAACUGAGCCUCAGAAGCAGCGUAUGCAAGAGUGGAUCAAGGAGAAGAAACUCGUACCAUUAAGUGAAUUGAAUGAAGAAAUGCUGGAAAAGAUGUGCGAAUUAGGCCAUGGCAAUGGUGGUGUUGUGCAUAAAGUCAUGCAUAAACCAAGUAAAGUUAUCAUGGCUAGAAAAUUGGUACAUCUUGAAGUUAAGCCUUCUGUUCGAUCGCAAAUUUUAAAGGAAUUGGACGUUUUGAAUAAAUGUAAUAGUCCAUACAUAGUUGGUUUCUAUGGAGCGUUCACGGACAAUAAUGAUAUAUCGAUAUGUAUGGAAUACAUGGAUGGUUUAUCACUGGAUGUUAUCAUGAAAAAGGUUGGUCGUUUAACGGAACCUCUCGUUGGACGCAUCGCAGUAGCAGUGAUCAGGGGUUUAUCUUAUUUGAAAGAUGAACAUAAAAUCCUUCAUCGAGAUGUGAAACCAUCAAACAUACUUGUCAAUUCGCGUGGAGAAAUCAAGUUGUGCGAUUUUGGUGUUUCUGGGAUGCUUAUUGAUAGUAUGGCAAAUAGUUUUGUCGGGACUCGAUCAUAUAUGGCUCCAGAACGAUUAACAGGUAGUCAUUAUAAUGUUCAAUCAGAUGUAUGGAGUUUUGGAUUAUCGUUAGUUGAACUGUCAAUUGGUCGUUAUCCAAUACCAGCAUUAACAAAACGUGAUUAUUCAAUUAUCUUUGACAUUCGCGAAGAUGAAAUACAGUUGUCUGGUAAUAAUAAUAAUAAUAAUAAUAAUAACACACCUUCAUCACUCAACAAUAACAACAACACCGAUGUUUCAACACCGAAAACAAUGGCCAUCUUCGAGCUAUUAGAUUACAUCGUCAAUGAGCCCCCUCCAGUUUUACCGAAGAAGAUAUUCACGGAUGCGUUUGUGGAUUUCGUUGAAAAAUGUGUGAAGAAAAAUCCAAUCGAAAGAGCAAAUCUUAAAACGUUGAGCAAUCACGAAUUCUUCAUUCGAUAUGCAACCGCAGAAGAUGGUGGUGAAUUUGCACGUUUCGUGCAAUCGACAAUUUGCAGUCAGUUAUCGUAA
Messenger RNA from Anisakis simplex (herring worm), 1203 nucleotides. The record is from the annotation of a GenBank genome assembly. Lineage: Eukaryota; Metazoa; Nematoda; Chromadorea; Rhabditida; Anisakidae.